Molecule: messenger RNA, 201 nt
Organism: Knipowitschia caucasica
Lineage: Eukaryota; Metazoa; Chordata; Actinopteri; Gobiiformes; Gobiidae
Source: the annotation of a GenBank genome assembly
AUGCUGCUCCAAACUCUUUCCAGCUUGGCCUCUCCUCUCCCUCCCUCUGUGGGCUCAUUCCAGCUCCCGGCCCCUCCCCCACCAGAGCAGCAGUCGUGGGCAGGAGACGGCGUAAACUGGGCGUGGUCCUGUAACUUUUGGCCAAUCACGGCUCAGAUCCGACCCAUCUCCUCCUCCCAUUCUCCUCUGCUCGCCCGCUGA